UGUUGCUCUUCAAAACACUCAAGUGAAGAAUUUUUGUGACAGCAGGAGAACUUGCAAGUGUUUCUUUCGAUUAUAUGAAAAAUAAAAAAAGAGCUAAAACGUGAUUAAGAAAAUUCCUAAACAAAAUGUUAUGCAUUAACGUUAAAGCGACAUAGAAAAAAAACCUUAAGGAAUGACGUGUUUUUUCAAAAGUUAAAAGCCCUGUGCUGGUCAUUUGGUCAUUAUUAUUCCACUUGGUGUUAUUAGUGUCUUGGCAUACAAACUCAAUGUGCCGCAUGCAUGUCUGUCGUCUAUACUACGCCAAUUAAGUAAUCAAGUAUAUUUCAUGGUUGCCACCUAGUGUUUCUUUGCCGCUCAAAUACUAACAUUUGUUACUGUACAAAAAUGUGGGGGAAUGUUUUUUGUUGUGUACCGCGACACAACCAAGCAGGCAGUGGUGGCAAAUGACCCUUUACCACCACCGGCUUCAUCUUAUGGUCUCAGAUGAUAUCAUCUUUAUAUGAGUGUUCAGCUAUCUCGUGUUGCCAAAAACGUUAAAAACAAAAAUCAAAGUUUUGUGUGUCUUUCGUUUUAUUUUCAUAUUCAUUGUGCUGCCGUUGGUUUCGUCGUUUUUUGCAUUUCAAAUUCCAUUACGUUGUGUGUUUGAUUUUUAUUUCUUUAGAAAUACUGGGAUAGAAAUAACAACAAACAGCCAAAACACGUUUGCUGAGAAAGAAACAGAGUUCGCAUUGCUGGAUUUUAAGAUUAUCUUAAGAAUUCCUAACAUAUUCAAUAUCAAUAGCACUCAAAACAACUGGGUUUGUGUUAAUGGUCAUUGGCGGAAGAUAAGUGAGAGAGAGAGAGGGAGAGAGGUUGUGAAAACAUACCUUUUUUCACAAAAGAGAAGAGCAACCUCCAAAAAAAGGCGUGAGAAUGUUAUAUUCAAACUAACUAAUUAAACUCAAACCAGAAAUAGUAUAAAAUAAACCCAAGACAACUAAAAAUGUUCGUUGGAGUUCUGUACUUCAAUGCAAACAUAACAACACCAAAUUUGAUAUUAAAAAAGCAGGACGCUAACCAAAGCAGUCAAGUUAAAAAAACUGGCAUGGCUAUCAAUGCAUUAGUGUUACAGUUGUCACACGCACACGUAAAAUGUAGGUUAACAGGGGGUUUAGGAAAGGGUAAUGAAAGUGUUUGGUAAUGAUGACCUAAAACCAACCCAACUUCACCGUUGCAAUAUUGAGAAAAUAUAAAAGUGACUUGAAGAAAUGAAUUGUGGAAAAAAUUUAUAUUUCAAGGGUAACGAUAACUUUCCUGAUAAAACCACUUUAGUAUUGCUUUGUGGUAAUUAUUUAGAUAUAAUUAAGCAUGGGUGAUAUCACUCCUUAUUGGCGGUUAGCAAAUAAUCUGUUAAAACCUCAGAAUAUUUUACUGAUUAUAUUUGAGGAAAUUUUUAUUUGAUUUAUUUUUAGAAACGAAAUUAUUGAUAAUACAAUUGGAUAAGAAUUCCCCCCUCCAGGGCUCAAGGAAUUAAAUUGAAAAAAAUCCAUUAUUAUGGAAGUUAGCUGACAUAGAGUCAACAAUUCAAACGACCACAAUUUUUUGUGUGAAAAUAUUUUGUUUAUUGAUUCAUAUGAAAGGAAUGCCAAAGAGGUUUGAAAUAACAGAGAAAUGUUUGUGCUCUCAAAAUUUGACAGCAAAUGUCAAAUUUGACAGCAGCUCUGCCGAAAAAAUUUCAAAAAAUCGAAUUUGCAGCAAAAAGAAAGUUACACAUAUUGGAAUCUAAGACUGCCUAAAUGUGCAUUACCCCACAGUUUUCUUCACGGGAAAGGAAAUAAUGCAAACGACUCAAACCAGGGAUGAUAAGAGAGGUUGGCAAAAUGGUAUUAAAAACAAGUUAAAAAGCAUUGAUGGUAUUAAAAAAAACAACUUUUUAAACAAACAAAAAAACUCGUACAAUGGACUUAAAAACGAGAAUAAACACCCUUUUAAAGGAUUCUUCUACCUAUAUAAGUCUUAAGAGAGAUCCCACAGCCAGUCUACAAGAAAAGAACAAUUUGCUGGUGGAAAAACUAUUCAAAAUCAAAGCCAUAGACAUUGAGGAAAAGAAAAGAUUGUUCAACAAAAACACAUUGCCACCAAAAAUAACAGGACUUCACAAAUCCCAAGAAGAAACGACUUCGGCUAGACCUAUUUGUACUUUAAAAAAUUCUCCAGGAUAUGCUCUCACACGCUAUAUAGCAGAGAUUUUAAAGCAAAUGACCAAAAACUCAAAAUACAAUGUUUGCGAGGCUUUGGAUUUCAAAUCCAAAUUGGCACAAAUGGAAAUAGAGGCAGACGAUGUAUUGGUCUCCUUUCAUGUGGUCUCGUUAUUUGCCGUAUACCCAUCAAAUUGGCCUUGGGAGUCAUUGAAAGCAAAUGGCAUGUAUUGAGAGAUUACACUAAUAUUCCUAGAGAAUUAUUUAUGGAAAUGCUAAUAUUUUGUCUCAAGGACCUCAGUUAUUUUAAAUUCGAAAAUAAAUUGUAUGGUCAGCAGAAAGGUAUGCCCUUGAGCUCUUCGCUCACUCCUGUGCUAGCAGAUAUAGUCAUGGAAGAGCUAUUGGACACCACCACGGAGAAGAUGAACGUGAAACCCAAAAUUCUAACCAAAUAUGUUAAUAACUUAUUUGCCAUUAUUAAAAAGAGUGAAGUGGAAAAUACUUUGGGUCUUUUAAAAUCCCACAAUAAAGGAAUUCAAUUCACUAUGAAGCAGGAAAUUGAGGGUAGGCUUUCGUAUUUGGAGACUGUGGUAAUAAAACAAGACAAUAAACUGGUCAUGGAUUAUCAUUUUGAGUCUAGCCUACAGCCAAAGAGUUCACAUGCCAAAACCGGUGAAGUUUUCGCUAUAAAAGUCUUGACAAUUAGCGACAGGGAAUUUCAUGAGAAUAACAAAAAGAAGAUACGUUUGAUUUUAAAGGUGAACAAAUUUUCCUAUGGAACCACAAAUGGUAUACUGAGAUGCGCCGAGGAUCGGGUAAAAGGAAAUCAUUAUAAGAUGUUAGGAAAAAUGGCGAAGCCGAAUAAAGUUAAGGGUGGUGAAAUGAGCCAGGAUCAUAGAAAUGAGCUGGCUCAAAAUGAAGCUGCGACUUGAAAUUUAGAGAAGGAACUACAAAUGAGCUAGAAGGAACUACAAUGCUGCGUUAAAUGGAAGAACUCAAACUUUCUCAGCCGGGCUCACUAAGAACGUAACACUCGAACGGAAUAUUUUCGUUCGCAUCAUUCAAGUAAAGUUGGAAAUUUUUGUCAGUUUCAUACAAUAUCAGUAUUUUUAAAGUUCAGAUACUAAGAAAUUUGUAAAAAAAAUACGUUAUUUAAUAUAAAAGUAAAAAUGUCUGUAAAAAAUUUGGCCGUUGGCAAUGCAACUGAAGUUGAGUUGCCAUCCAUAAUCGACCCAUAAAACUGCAUAUCAAAAACUGUAUUAAUUUUAUACAUGUGCCAUAAAAGUUUAGAUUUACAGUAUUUCUUAAAACUUUUUUAAGAAUUUCAAACAUUUUUUUAAGUUGUUAUCAAAAAUUGUGAUGUAUACGUCAAGGUGUGACAUUAAAAUUGUCAAUAAAAUUUUGUUUACGAUUCAUA
Messenger RNA from Stomoxys calcitrans (stable fly), 3594 nucleotides. RefSeq lists its product as uncharacterized. The transcript has 2 exons. The record is from RefSeq and is a predicted model, not a curated record. Lineage: Eukaryota; Metazoa; Arthropoda; Insecta; Diptera; Muscidae. Bases 2444 to 3109 code for a protein of 221 amino acids.